Molecule: messenger RNA, 1473 nt
Organism: Mastomys coucha (southern multimammate mouse)
Lineage: Eukaryota; Metazoa; Chordata; Mammalia; Rodentia; Muridae
Gene: Gtf2b
Product: general transcription factor IIB
Exons: 7
Coding region: 247-1197 (316 amino acids)
Biological process (GO): transcription preinitiation complex assembly; transcription initiation at RNA polymerase II promoter
Cellular component (GO): nucleus; transcription preinitiation complex
Molecular function (GO): TBP-class protein binding; RNA polymerase II general transcription initiation factor activity
Source: RefSeq, a predicted model, not a curated record
GGUGUGUGCUAUCACGCCAGGCUUUGAAGUUUUGCCUAUCAACCCGCAGCUGAGAGCCACGCCGCAAACAAAACCAGGAAGCACAACAGCCCGCGUCGUCAAGGACCGAGCACUUUUUGGCCUUCGCCGCGACCCGUAGCCGCGCGGAGUGCGCGCGAGUGACUCGCGCAUAAAAACCCGGCUCGGGGCGUCUCGGAGUCAGUGUUGCUUCCUGCUUUGGGCCGAGCUGUUGGCGGAGCCGUGAAGAUGGCGUCGACCAGCCGUUUGGAUGCUCUCCCAAGAGUCACGUGUCCCAAUCAUCCAGAUGCAAUUUUAGUCGAGGACUACAGAGCUGGAGAUAUGAUCUGUCCCGAAUGCGGCCUAGUUGUAGGGGACAGAGUUAUUGAUGUGGGAUCUGAAUGGAGAACCUUCAGCAAUGACAAAGCAACAAAAGACCCAUCUCGAGUUGGAGACUCUCAGAAUCCUCUUCUGAGUGAUGGAGAUUUGUCCACCAUGAUUGGCAAGGGUACAGGAGCUGCAAGUUUUGAUGAGUUUGGCAAUUCUAAGUAUCAGAACCGGAGAACAAUGAGUAGUUCUGAUAGAGCAAUGAUGAACGCAUUCAAGGAAAUCACGACCAUGGCGGACAGAAUCAACCUCCCUCGAAAUAUAGUUGAUCGAACAAAUAAUUUAUUCAAGCAAGUGUAUGAGCAGAAGAGCCUGAAGGGAAGAGCUAAUGAUGCGAUAGCUUCUGCUUGUCUGUAUAUCGCCUGUAGACAAGAAGGCGUUCCCAGGACAUUUAAAGAAAUAUGCGCUGUGUCUCGAAUCUCUAAGAAAGAAAUUGGCCGCUGUUUUAAACUGAUUUUGAAAGCUUUGGAGACCAGUGUGGAUCUGAUCACAACUGGGGACUUCAUGUCCAGGUUCUGCUCCAACCUUUGCCUCCCCAAGCAAGUGCAGAUGGCAGCUACACACAUAGCCCGAAAGGCUGUGGAACUGGACUUGGUUCCUGGCAGGAGCCCGAUCUCUGUGGCAGCAGCAGCUAUUUACAUGGCUUCCCAGGCUUCAGCUGAGAAGCGAACACAGAAAGAAAUCGGGGAUAUUGCUGGUGUUGCUGAUGUUACAAUCCGACAGUCCUACAGACUGAUCUACCCUCGGGCUCCAGAUCUCUUCCCUUCAGACUUCAAGUUCGACACCCCAGUGGACAAAUUACCCCAGCUAUAAGCUGAGGCAACUAAGUGUCAUACUCUUAAUGUACGUGGAAUAUGGAACUUUGUACAUAGCCACAGAGUGCUGGUUGAGCCUUUAAUGAGGAAAAAGGAGAUGGUACGCAUUCCAGAGCUAAAUAUUAUUGCUUAGGCUUCUGUAUGUAUAUACUAGUGCAACAUAUUUAAUGACUUAAAUUUCUUACUGAAUCUGCUUUCUUUUUUAGUGAUCUAGGAAACAGUAUUUUGGAAAUUAUUGAAAUAUGUAAUUCUCAAAUAAAAAUUUAAAAGCAAA